GAACAAGACUAAUAUUUCAACCAAAUUAUGCGGUGCAUCAAGAAAUUAAAGAUCCAUUAUUAUUGCCAUAUUUUGCAAGCAAGAUAUAUUAUUCUGUGAAAUUGAAAAGUUUACUUUGGCAU
This is a messenger RNA of Dentiscutata erythropus, 122 nucleotides long. NCBI's taxonomy places the organism in Eukaryota, Fungi, Glomeromycota, Glomeromycetes, Diversisporales, Gigasporaceae. The record is from the annotation of a GenBank genome assembly.